UCCUUCUAACGAAGCAAGGAGAUGGUCUGUGAACAGAGAAACCUGAGCAGAUAUAUACUUAGCAUUAUUGGUAUUUUUUUUCACAUGGACUGAAAAGUAAAAGGAAACAAUAAGCAACCUUAUUGGCAGAUUAGACCUGCUUGUGGUGCUCUCCAUCCAGGUGUCAUGGAACCCUACCUAUAAUGCUGCUGUCAAAGACAUUCAAUGAUUGAUUGUUCUUAUCAUACCGUGAAAAAGAAAAAAAAAGCGCUUUGGGACUAGGAUUUUCAGUGGAAUUUCCGGCUUUCCACCUGGCAUCAUUUAAAAGUUGGGAAAUUAAGUUCCAAAAAGGAACCAUACCUAAGUUCUAGAUGCAAAGUCUAGGGAGUUUAAACUGCAAAAGAGCAAUUUAGAGACCGGAGCACCUCCCAUGGGGUGGAGCAAAGGAGUACCCGCCCCGAACAGCUCGAACCAAUAAGCGUAGAGCACUGAGCUAGCCAAUGAAUGCGGGCAAACGUGCGACUGACCAAUGAGCGAAGAGCCUCUGGGUAGGCGGUGCUGGGAAGCAGCAGAGCGACACGGCGGCCGCAGCGAUGGGCAGUGAGCCUGUGGGGAAGCCGACGGGGCCUAAGGAGCGCCUCGGGGAGACGGCAGCGGGGACCCGGCCUCAAUUCUGAGUGCGGAGGGGGCGCGCGAGCGCGGCGCACCAAGCGAGUUGCUGGCCAGUUCUUGAGGGGCGAGCGGCCCGUGUGGUCCGCAUCCCGAUCCCGGGGCUCCGUGACCCGGCCCUGAGCAUCUCGUGGGGGUCAAGGAGCGUCUUCCGAGGCCGCCCGGGGCCCAGCGCUGCCGCCACCGAGCCCCGGGGCGCCCCCUGGAUGGCCGAGCUGCCCCCUCGCCGGCCGCCCGGGCGCCGCAGCGGCUGAGGUCGCUGGGAUCGCCCGGCCGCCGCCCCCAUCGCCGGCCCCUGCAUGCCCGGCGCCCGGGUCGCAGCCCACCUGGACGCUCUGGGCCCCCUGGUCUCCUACGUGCAGCCACCGCUGCUCCCCUCUAUGUUCUACGUGGGCCUGUUCUUCGUCAAUGUGCUGAUCCUCUACUACGCCUUCCUCAUGGAAUACAUCGUUCUCAAUGUGGGCCUCGUCUUUCUGCCCGAGGACUUGGACCAGGCGCUGGUGGACCUUGGUGUACUCUCAGACCCUGGCUCUGGCCUUUACGAUGCAGACUCAGAGCUCGACGUCUUCGAUGGAUAUUUGGAAUAAGGUCUUGAUUACUGUUCCCCACUUGCCUUCCGCCAUCCACAACUCUUGACCUGGACCAGCCGCCUGUAUCAUGCCGCUGCCACUGGCUGGGGGCACCAUCUGGACAGGGAUGGGACCCCAGGAAGAGGCCCGGCUCAUGAAAAUCUGCCUUGUUGAGAGAACAAAGUGUUGGACCUCCCUGCAUGGUGACUGGUCCAUGAACAUCAACCAUUGUUAUGACAGGCCUGCUCGUGCCAACAACCAGGUUCCUGCCCCAACCCAGGCGUCUGCCAGGAGAAGUGAGGACUCAGUGCCGAGAUGGGGAGUUGCCAGAUCCUCCGAACGCCUCGCCUGCCACCCAGCUCUCCGCUGCUCUGGACCUGGCUUGUGACUUGCCACCUUUGUGAUGGAUGUUUACAGGAACCCAACCAGACGUCACCCACAGCCGCACCUGCCUCCCCCACUCAACCUCCGGGAAGGACACGGAGAGCUGAGGUGGCAAACGGACUCAUGCUUAGGCUUUUCCCGUCAGCAUUGUUUGAUGCUGGUUGACCUUAAGCCUGGGAAGACUUCAGACCCAAGACUGUUGAUCAUAGUUUCAGGGUGUCACUCUGGAGGGCUAUGCCAGGGCCCAGGACAGGGUUUAACUUCUCCAGGUUGACAGAACUGAGAUACUGCACUGGGGAAGGCCAUGCUGUGUCUGGCUAGAAAUCUAUUUUUGGAAGUGUGAGUGGUGUGUAAAGUGUGAAUGGUGUAGAUCCUUGAAUUUCCAUAAACCUGUAAAAGCAAUACCUAGAGGCUGACUUAUUUCAUUAAAAAAAAAAUGUAAGCAAUUCCAA
Messenger RNA from Rattus norvegicus (Norway rat), 2053 nucleotides. RefSeq names its product Dexi homolog (gene Dexi). Lineage: Eukaryota; Metazoa; Chordata; Mammalia; Rodentia; Muridae. The record is from RefSeq and is a predicted model, not a curated record.